Rhopalosiphum maidis (corn leaf aphid) is the source of this 1704-nucleotide messenger RNA. RefSeq names its product 3'(2'),5'-bisphosphate nucleotidase 1. Gene Ontology annotation, molecular function: 3'(2'),5'-bisphosphate nucleotidase activity. Lineage: Eukaryota; Metazoa; Arthropoda; Insecta; Hemiptera; Aphididae. The transcript has 6 exons. The record is from RefSeq and is a predicted model, not a curated record. Gene Ontology annotation, biological process: phosphatidylinositol phosphate biosynthetic process. Bases 391 to 1317 code for a protein of 308 amino acids.
GAUUGCGGAUGUGCGUAUGUGUAUUUAUGUGUGUGGCACUCCUCCUUCUACAUACCUAUCGUUAUCAUCAAUAAUUUCGACUGGUGAAAUGUAAAUGUGUAAACUCAAAGAGAAAGUAGUUACUUACUAGUUAAUACGUGCUACGUUUUUAGCGUUUUUGAGAAAGAAUACGUAGAAUUUAUUUCCAUUCCCGUAAGCAAAAUAUAAUGAUAGACAUUUCGAUGCGAAGUACAUCAUAGUUUUAGGUCAUUGUUAUUAUAGUAGAUAUUUUAAUAUUAAUGCGAAUAAAAUAAAAAGUUGAACGUCGUUCUCAUUUAUAUCAGUAUUUAUAAGGUAAAUAGGCUUUAAUAGCUUAACGAAAAAUUAACUAACAUAUUUUCUGUUUAUAAAAUGGCUCAAGGACCAGCUUUAGUUUGUAGACUUUUGGCUUCAUCAGUAUCUGUUGCUCAUAAAGCAGGUAAAAUAAUUCGUGAUGUUAUGCAAAAAGGAGAUUUGGGAAUAAUUGAAAAGGGUGAAAAUGAUUUACAAACUGAAGCUGAUAGAUCUGCACAACGUUGUAUAGUUGCAUCGUUUAAAAAUCUGUAUCCAAAUGUGAAUAUUGUGGCAGAAGAAGUUGAUAAAAUUAGUCAGAAUUUGGAUGUUCCUGCAGAUUGGCUAAUUACUGAUCUUGAUCCUAAAAUAUUGGAUUUAGAAUGUCCAAAAUCAUUACAGGAUGUUACAGAAGAUCAAGUAACAAUUUGGAUUGAUCCAUUAGAUGGAACAUCAGAAUUUACCAAAGGUUUAAUAGACCAUGUUACAAUAUUAAUUGGGGUAUGUGUUAAUGAUGAAGCUGUGGCUGGAGUAAUUUAUCAACCAUUUUGGCAAAACCAUGGUCGAGCUCUUUGGGGUCUAGUUGGUAGUGGCAUUGGUGGGUUUGAGUUAAAAGAACCCCCUCAAACAAAAAAAGUAUAUGUAACAACAAGGAGUCACUAUGAUAAGGCGAUAGAACAAUUUAUUGAUGGCUUAAAACCUUGUGAAAUUAUACGAGUUGGUGGUGCUGGAAAUAAGGUUCUUUAUAUAUUGGAAGGCAAAGCACAUGCUUAUGUUUAUCCUAGUGCUGGUUGCAAACGAUGGGAUACAGCAGCACCAGAGGCAGUGCUAAGAGCAGCUGGUGGUGAAUUAACAGAUGUACAUGGAAAUAAAUACAGUUAUAGCAAAGAGAAUGAGAAAGAUCCUUUAAAUAAAUAUGGAGUAUUUGCCACAGCUCCUUCUUAUAACCAUACUGAAUUCAUGAAACUAAUUUGUGACAUUCAAUCAAAAACUGUAAAAAAUGAUUAGCUUUUUAUUCAAUAAUUUCAAAUUAUGUGCAAUGAGUAUCAUGUGUUUUAUUUCAGUUGAGAAAUUAUUAAUAAACAAAUAGGUAAUUUUUAAAUUUCAUGUGAUUUAAUCUAAAAUUUAAUUUAAAAACACUAAAUUUAAUAGCUAAUAAUAAAAUAUAUUGAACAAAAUACAUUGUCAUAAAAUAUCAGAUAAACCUAACAAAUACUUUUGAUUUAGUAAAUAAGUUUAAUUUAAUAAUUCUAAUUUGCACACUGAUUUUCCAACACAUGUACUCUUACCAUAAUUGUACAAUGAAAUAGAUUGUACUAUAAGAUUUGCUUUAUAUAUUAUGGAUAAAUGUUUAUAUAUUUUAUUAUAUUAAAUAUUACAUAUUGUUUUUUUAAA